AUGCGCUGUAUUGCUCGCCCAUUACGUCUCUUCAGCACACAUGACUUCCCAAGGCUUCCAGUCCCCUACCGCUUACGAGUUCAAAUACGCCACCAAUCAUCCCUUAUUAGACCCAAUGGCCGUCAGAAACGCAUCGUCGUUGCUAUCACAGGAGCAACUGGUUCACCCUUGGCUGUUGCUCUCCUCAAACGUCUUCAAGAACUCAAAGUCGAGACGCAUCUGAUCAUGUCAAAGUGGGGAGGGACAACACUCAAAUACGAACUUGAAGCUCCAAAUAACACGGCUUCGUACCUAGCAUCUCUUGCCUCAGUCACACACUCAUCACUGGAUGUCUCAGCCUCACUAUCCUCUGGCUCCUUUCGCACAGACGGCAUGAUUGUAGUUCCAUGCAGUAUGAAGACAUUAGCAGGCAUACGCAUGGGCUACGAUAACGACCUUAUCGUACGAGCGGCAAGUGUGACAUUGAAGGAGAGAAGAAGACUUGUUCUAGUGGCUAGAGAAACACCGCUGACGAGCAUUUACUUGGAGAACAUGCUUGAAGUGACGAAAGCGGGCGCUGUUGUAUUUCCACCAAUGAUGGCCUUUUACACAAGACCGAGUUCUAUUGAUGACAUGGUACAGCAAAGUGUGAUGAGAAUGAUUGACUUGCUGGACCUGGAAGUCCUUGAUGGCGAUAUACAGGAUGAAGCUCGUUGGUCAGGAUUUGACUGGGCAGGCAAGUGA
Molecule: messenger RNA, 723 nt
Organism: Fusarium tjaetaba
Lineage: Eukaryota; Fungi; Ascomycota; Sordariomycetes; Hypocreales; Nectriaceae
Product: 3-octaprenyl-4-hydroxybenzoate carboxy-lyase
Exons: 1
Coding region: 1-723 (240 amino acids)
Molecular function (GO): carboxy-lyase activity
Source: RefSeq, a predicted model, not a curated record